AACUUUUGAGACUUACUGUACGUAUGUAGAAAGAAACGGAUGACUACACUACACGCUACACGUCAGACGUUUGAGUCGAAAAGCUUACAAUUAGUACGACUGAGGACUGAGGUUGACCGAGGCGCUCUCGUUAUCAGUCACUGUAUGAUUUAUACACGUUUAAAGUAAUACGUGUGAGUUUUUCAGUGCACGGUGCACGUUUCGACAGUGUUGGACAGUGUUCGAUAGCAAUCAGGAUGGCAUCUUAUUCAGAGGAUCAGCUGGCAGAAUUUCAGGAGGCAUUCCAGCUUUUUGACAGUCGAGGGGAUGGCAAGAUUCACGUGUCCCAAAUUGGAGAUGCACUGCGAGCUCUCGGACAAAAUCCGACUGAAUCGGAUGUAAAGAAAUUCACUCAUCAACACAAACCCGACGAACGUAUCAGUUUCGAAGUGUUUCUACCUAUUUAUCAAGCUAUAAGUAAAUCUCGAACAUCCGAUACCGCAGAUGACUUCAUAGAAGGUUUACGUCAUUUCGACAAAGAUGGGAAUGGCUUCAUCUCUUCUGCAGAAUUGAGACAUCUUUUGACAACAUUAGGUGAGAAACUCAGCGACGAAGAAGUUGAAACAUUGUUAGCGGGCCAUGAAGAUUCACAGGGCAAUAUUAAUUACGAAGAUUUCGUUCGCCAAGUGAUGUGCGGAUGAAUGUUGAUUAUAAGUAAUCAUUAUUAUAGAAAGAUUUGCGUUCGUCGUAAGAUUUCUUUAGAUGUUUAAUUUUUUCCACCAUUUUUGCGCCAUACUUUGCCAGUAUAUACCACUUUACGUGGAAUGAUUUAGUCGCUAAUAGUUUUGUUGGGUACUGUAAAAUAUUUUUUUUCGUUAUAUCAAAUUUAUUUUUUAUACCCGGACAAUCUUUAUUACGCAUCGGCUAAAAAAUUAUGUAAAAAUAGAACGCGCAAACUAAAAUCGAAGUAAGCCUGCAAUUCGAUUUAUACAGUUUCCAACCUAGACAUUCCAAACUUAUUCUUAUCAAUUUUAUAUAUUUCUUAGGAUUCAAACGAGUACGAACAAUUUUCUAUUGAUUUACGACUGUAGUUAGUUUCUUUCUACAUACUUCCAAUUUAAAUGCACAUUAUUUUCUGUAUAAAUGAUUAAAAAUGUCUGAAACCUCAAAAAUACUGUAUAACGAAUGAAAUAAAAUUUUUUUAAAACUAAA
Messenger RNA from Hylaeus volcanicus, 1191 nucleotides. It is a transcript of the gene Mlc-c, whose product is annotated as myosin-2 essential light chain. Gene Ontology annotation, cellular component: myosin II complex. Bases 237 to 680 code for a protein of 147 amino acids. The record is from RefSeq and is a predicted model, not a curated record. The transcript has 4 exons. Gene Ontology annotation, molecular function: calcium ion binding; myosin heavy chain binding. Lineage: Eukaryota; Metazoa; Arthropoda; Insecta; Hymenoptera; Colletidae.